AUGGUGAGAAGGAACAUCUUGGGACUAUUUGCGGAAAUUGGGAUUCUCCAAUACACCAGCCCAGAUAGGAUUGGUUCUAGCAAUACAUUCCCCAAACCUGCAAAGAUGCUACAUCAUACUACUUGUACCAUAAGGGCCUGGCAAUCCCGCAAGUGGACUAUAGACAACAGUUUCCUCAAAGCUCUAUCGGAUUCCCUUCUAGCUGGAAUUGUCCAUGAAGCUUCUGUGUGGGACUUUGAGGACGAAAGUCUCACAGGCGGAACUGAGAGUCAGAGGGAUGACAGUUCUCAAACAAUGCUGGCAAAAAGAGACUACUCAUAUAGAUCUUUUGAGAUUCAGCCCAGAUUGGAAGCAUUGGAAGCAGUGCAACAAGUAAACUCAAGCUUCCUGACCGGCAAGUUACCAUCAUCCACUUUACAAAGAGAGUAUACUGGACGGUUAGGAUGGCUGUACUUGCGUUCUGGUGGGCUGUCACCAGCUGAAGCCAAGGAAUGGCACUCUCGGCACCCAUUGCCAUCUCCGAUCAACCAAAGCUACCUUGAGGAGACGGACGUACAAUCCCAGGAGAACAAGGGCAAGCAGAUCAAAAGCCCCAUCCCCGACCUUGGAGGCAGACAGGGAGGAGGGACUGAUGAUGAUACAGUGACACAAGUUGUUGUAUCUCACAAUCCAAGAGAAAGCGGGGGUGUUAGGAGUUUACUUCGCAGGGGCAAAGCGUUCAUGUCCAGACGGUCUAUGGGCGGGUCUUCCUCACGUAAAUAA
Tremella mesenterica DSM 1558 is the source of this 762-nucleotide messenger RNA. RefSeq lists its product as uncharacterized. The transcript has 2 exons. NCBI's taxonomy places the organism in Eukaryota, Fungi, Basidiomycota, Tremellomycetes, Tremellales, Tremellaceae. The coding region runs from base 1 to 762 and encodes 253 amino acids. The record is from RefSeq and is a predicted model, not a curated record.